AUGUUUUUGUUAAAUAACACGAAUGAGGAAUCCCCCAAAGAAAUAUUGCUAAACGAGUUGAAGUAUAAAGUUAGGGUUUUAGCAGGCAUUGUAUUUGUCAUUAGGUCAGUUCCAAUGGUCAUUAGUUUAUUUAGCAAGAGAGCAGAUUGA
This is a messenger RNA of Plasmodium malariae, 150 nucleotides long. Its product is annotated as conserved Plasmodium protein, unknown function. Bases 1 to 150 code for a protein of 49 amino acids. The record is from RefSeq and is a predicted model, not a curated record. The transcript has a single exon. NCBI's taxonomy places the organism in Eukaryota, Apicomplexa, Aconoidasida, Haemosporida, Plasmodiidae.